Messenger RNA from Doryrhamphus excisus (bluestripe pipefish), 1793 nucleotides. RefSeq names its product immunoglobulin (CD79A) binding protein 1 (gene igbp1). Lineage: Eukaryota; Metazoa; Chordata; Actinopteri; Syngnathiformes; Syngnathidae. Gene Ontology annotation, molecular function: protein phosphatase 2A binding. Gene Ontology annotation, biological process: regulation of dephosphorylation; regulation of signal transduction. Gene Ontology annotation, cellular component: cytosol. The record is from RefSeq and is a predicted model, not a curated record.
CGAAGAAGACAUACCCCGGAAGUGGAACCAAUAUGGCGGAAUGUGAGAGUCGCAACAGUGGUCCACAGGACCCGAAUUCAGACGCAGACCCUCCCAAAUUAUCGGACUUAUUUGACCGCGGGUGGAAGAUAUUUGCCGAGAUAGACAACACAAAUGAUCCUCUUGCUAGUAACAGUGUUCAGGUGCGAGUUAAACGUGCUAUCAAAAUGUUAGAAGAAACGUCCAGAAUGGCGGCUCAGCUGGACCUGUUUAGUCCCAAUGAAGAACUGGACGAGGUUACUACCGCAGACCUGAAAUAUCUGCUGUGUCCUGCACUCUUAGGAGCUCUAACCAUGAAGCAGACCGGUCGAGAUAAACGAUUAGAGAUAGUGCGAACGGCCCGGGUUUACUUUAUGGAUUUUCUGAAGAGAUGUAAAGAAUAUAACGUAGCACAAUUUAAUCUGCCGGAGUCAGUCAGUGAAAGCACAGAGCAAAAUGUCCCCUCCACCUGCAAGCCAAUGCCCACAACAUCAAGCCUGGCAGCCAUGGCCGCACAAAGACAAGUUAAAAUUCAGCGAUAUAGUGAGAAGAAAGAGCUGGAGGCCAGACUCUCAGACAUGCAGAAAGCUGUGGAAGACGGCCAGGCCGACGAGGAAACCUGCCGAGAUUUUUACUUGCUGAAUGUUCGCAAGUGGGUGUUUACAUGUCUGGAUGAAAUCCAGAGCAUAGACCAGGAGAUGGAAAUACUGAAGAACAUGGAUGGUCAGCUUGGUGCACCACAGCCUGCUGGACCAAGCAGACCCCCCAUGAAGACUUUCAUUCUCACCAAGGAUGCUAUGCAGGCUCAGGUGUUUGGCUCAGGCUAUCCCAGCUUGCCCACCAUGACGGUGGAUGACUGGUACGAGCAGCACAGGAAACACGGAGCUCUACCGGAUCAGGGCGUUCCCAGGAGGGUGCCCGUGGAAGAGGACAGUGACGCAAAGGAGAGGGAAGAAGAAGAAAAGGAGACAAAAGCCGAAAAGGAUGAUGAAGAAUCUUUGACGAAAGCCAGACAAUGGGACGACUGGAAAGACAACCAUCGCAGAGGUUAUGGAAACCGCCACAAUAUGGGCUAGCUUGGUUCACCCGCUGCUGAUUACCGUAUUUUCCAGACUGUGAGUCGGUCAAAAAUACAUCAUGAAGAGGAAAAAAAAUGGACAUUGUGGCGUUUAGCUAUAUUUAUGAUGGAGCUAUCAUCAGAGCGUUGUUUGUUUUUUAGUCGUUUCAAGGCACCGCUUCGAAUAACAUUAAAUCCACAAAAGAAUACCAAGCCAGAUUGAGGUCAUAAUAUUUACACCAACAAGGAGACACCACACUAAAGUACACAAACUGAAAUAAGUCAAAAACAUAUUUAAUGUCAGAAUAUACUCGAAGAAGACACAUUUAAUACAUGACACAACCGCUUUAGAAAGCUUGCGGGUAUUCUCUGUAUUGUUGUGUAAACAAUGAAUUAUUGCAGCCACUGGGUGUCGCCAAAAGCCAAACUGAAAAAAGUGUGAAAUACUGUACUGUAUAUUCCUGCCAACUUUUGUAAUCGGUCCUCUUGUGUAGGCACAAAUAUUUACUAUUAUAUUAACAGUCAGGAUUUCCACCAAUUAAUUACUUAAAAUCAAGAAAUAAUUGAUCUGAUCAGCGGUCAAUUGGAAGAACUUGUUUACUUCAUGUACUUAUGUACUGUUUAUUGCAUUCUUAUCUAUUGGUGAGUUUUUUUUGUCCCAAACUGAGAUGGAAGCGUUAAGGCUAAGGUGGAAUAAAUUGGAAAAGUUAUUGUGUAA